Molecule: messenger RNA, 2501 nt
Organism: Oryza sativa Japonica Group (Japanese rice)
Lineage: Eukaryota; Viridiplantae; Streptophyta; Magnoliopsida; Poales; Poaceae
Source: RefSeq, a predicted model, not a curated record
UCGUCGCCGCGGAUGGAGUCGUCGGCGCCGCCGCUCAGCCGCAAGAGGGGGAAACCUAUGGGCUAUGGCGCCGGAUUUACGCCACCGGUGGCGUGGCGGCCUCUCCGAUCGGUUCACACCGUCGACCGCCGCUUUGCUUUCGAGCGCGCGAUUCCGCUGCGGCGACGCCCGCGCCGAUGUCCAAAUGUCCUCCAGUUCAUAAAGGGAAUCAUGCAAAGUCAGUCAGGCAUGGGAGGUCCGGAAAAGGAGAAUAUCAGUGGUUGGGAAAAGACUUCUUUUCUUUUCAUGUGCGUGAAUUGUGAAUUGGAUCCAGUAGGUCAGCGAAUCGAGUUCCCUGGUUGCUUUCAGGUCUCUUGAACCGUUUAUGCGGCUGCCAGCUUGCGAUAGUGGCUGGUUUCCGGGCGUCGUUUGUUCUGGUCAUCCUAUAAAUUGGCAGAGUAUCAAAAGCAGCGACGGGAAGAGCCCCAUAGUGGUUGGCCCUUGGGGUGGCACAGGAGGAUACCCUUGGGAUGAUGGUGUAUACUCAACGGUACGCCAGGUCAUCAUCACCCAUGGUGCAGCUAUUGACUCCAUAAGGAUUGAAUAUGAUCUGAAAGGAAGUUCAGUCUGGUCAGAGACACAUGGGAGCACCGAUGGAGGUUCUGAAACAGAUAAGGUGAAGCUAGAUUUCCCUGACGAAAUCCUUGUGUCUGUAAGUGGCUAUUACGGGUCAGUCUGUGGAACUCCAGUUAUCAUAAGAUCAUUGACAUUUCAAAGCAAUCGUUCCAUAUACGGGCCUUUCGGUACUGAAGAUGGGACACCUUUCUCACUCCCAGUAAGCAGUGGUAAAAUUAUUGGUUUUCAUGGAAGGUCAGGGUCGUAUCUCAACUCAAUAGGCUUUUAUCUGAAGCAAGUGAAUGUUUCAGAUCGAUCAAAUUCUCCAGUCUUGCCUCAGAGUAGAAGUAUUACAAGUGCAUAUAACAAAAAUGGUUAUAGCUUUCCUGAGGGUGCUUCAGGAUAUGACAUGGUCCUUGCAGUGAGAGAUAGGGGUGACAGCUAUGCUGUUUAUACUAGCAAUUACCCUAAUCAGCAGUAUACAAAUCCAUCCCCAGAUUACAAUGAUGGAAUCCGCUGGAAUAAGGUGCCACAAACUAGUCCAUCACUGCAGAUGGUAUCUUUUCCUAGUGGUUACGGAGAUAGAGGAGGUGCAGCUCUGAGUAGCCACGAGACCUAUGGUCCUUGGGGUGGAAGUGGUGGCACCAUGUUUGAUGAUGGCAUGUACACCGGUGUGUGGCAGAUCAAUUUGACUCGUGCAGUGGGAAUUACUUCUAUAAAGGUACUUUAUGAUCGAAAUGGCCAAGCAGUGUGGGGAAACAAGCAUGGAUUCAGUGGAGCUGUUUCACCAGACAAGAUAGUAUUUGAUUUUCCCUCGGAGGUCUUGACUCAUAUAACCGGCUACUAUGGCACGACAAUGAUCAUGGGUCCAACAGUGGUCAGAUCACUCACAUUCCACACAAACAAGCGGAGAUACGGACCAUAUGGGGAUGAGUGUGGCACGUAUUUCUCCACCAGUUUUUCUGAUGGGAGGAUAGUAGGAUUCCAUGGUAGGGAGGGAUGGUACAUUGAUGGCAUCGGGGUCCAUGUUCAGGAAGGUAACUUGGCUGCACCGCGAGUUAGUAGUAGAUCAACGAUUGAGAUGAACCCCUCUUUGCGCUACGACAUGCUUGCACAAUCAAGGAGUGAAACAUACAAUGAGGUUCCUUAUAGCAUGGUGAAAGAACCAGUUCCAAUGGGGCCAGGGCCAUGGGGUGGCGAAGGAGGCCGGCCAUGGGAUGAUGGUGUCUACACUGGUGUGAAGCAAGUCUAUGUGAUGAGAGGCACCUUUAUCGGCUCGAUACAGAUCGAGUACGACAGGGGUGACCAAUCCGUCUGGUCUGCAAGGCAUGGAACCAGUGGCCACAUAACCCAUAGGAUUAAACUGGACUACCCACACGAGGUCCUGACAUGCGUAUACGGCUACUACAACACCAACAGGGAGGAAGGGCCCAGGGUUCUGAGGUCGAUCACCUUCAUCAGCAACCGAGGGAAGUACGGGCCAUUCGGAGAGGAGUUCGGGGCAUACUUCUCGUCGGCGAAGACGGAAGGGAAGGUUGUGGGCUUCCAUGGCCGGAGCGGGCAACACCUGGACGCCAUUGGGGUGCAUAUGCAGCACUGGAUGGGAGACAGGAGGCCUGCUCCCAAGUACGUGCUAUCAAAGUACCUCUUCUGAUUGAGCUAUGGAUGAAAACUUGAAUUCCUUUGAAACAAAAAGUGAAUACUUGAAUUACAUGUAGUUUAGCCAAUAGUCAUAUAGAUAACAGAUGGGCUGGUUUCGAUUUGAGCUUUGGAGGCUGUAACAUUUUGGGAUAUGGAACAGUUUAAGCCUGCGGAUGAGUCCGUUCCUUGUACUCAGGCAGGCAGGCAUAUACUUAAUGCAUGACGAUUUAUGAGUAAAUUCAAAUGAAAUUCACAUUUUCUGAUUC